AUGUGCGGAAUAUUUGGAUACGCAGGCUUCGCCACAGAAACGAGCAAGAAACGAAUUGCAGACAUUCUGGUGAAUGGACUAAAGCGUAUAGAGUAUCGCGGAUACGAUUCGGCUGGGAUUUGCAUCACAGACGACUCAGACAUCCAGUUUGUAAGGAUCAGAACAGUUGGAAAGGUUGAAUGCCUGGCUAAGGCAGUGCAUAUGCAAUCUAAUGUUGACCUAAGCAGGAAUGUAAAAAUGUAUGCAGGGAUUGCACAUACAAGAUGGGCAACACAUGGGCAGCCAUCCCUUGAGAACAGCCAUCCCUUGAGCAGCGAUAAGGACAAUCACUUUCUUGUUGUCCACAAUGGAAUUAUAACAAACUACAAGCAGAUCAGGGCGAGCCUUGAGAAGAAAGGAUUUGUUUUUGAGUCCAGUACGGAUACGGAAUGUGCAGCCAAGCUUGCAAUGGACACGUAUAUGCAGAUGAAGAAAGAAAACGAAAGUGUUAAGUUUGUUGAUGUGAUCAAGAAUGUUGUGAGGCAGUGCGAUGGUGCAUUUGCAUUUGUGUUUGUAUCUUCGUGCUUUCCAAACGAAAUGGUUAUUGUUAGGAAGUCAUCGCCUGUUCUCAUUGGGUUGAAGCCAGCAGAAGACGUGAUUCCAAAGUCAAUAAGAGUCGUUCAUGAUGCAUAUGAAGAUGUGCAAUUGGGAAACGCAAUGCCUUUGGAGGUGUUUGUUUCAUCUGAUGCAUGUGCCUUGGUGGAGCAUACAAGAAACAUUGUAUAUCUGGAAGACGGUGACAUAGCACAUGUUUCGAAUGGAAAUGUGUUGGUACACAGGCUAAUUGCCAAAGAAAACGACACAACAGCAGGAACAAGAGAAGUAAAAGCAAUAAAUAUGGAAUUAAGCUCGAUAAUGAAGGGAGAAUAUGAUCACUACAUGAUCAAGGAAAUCAACGAGCAAAAGGAUUCGGUUAUCAGGACAAUGGCAGGCAGAAUCGACUUUGACGCGCAUAGUGUUUUUUUGGAAGGGCUGAAGGAUUACAUCGAUGCCAUCCGAAGCUCUCAAAGGAUUGUUUUUAUAGCAUGCGGAACUAGCUAUUAUGCCUGUCUUUCCUGCAGAGCACUCUUUGAGGAAUUAACGGGCGUGCCUGUUGCAAUUGAAAUGGCUACUGAUUUUAUCGACAGAAGGCCGCCUGUAUCAAGCAAGGAUGCAGUAUUGAUUGUAUCUCAGAGCGGAGAAACCGCGGAUAGUGCAAUGGCAAUGAGAUACUGCCUACAGAAAGAUGCAUUGUGCAUAGGCAUAACAAACACGAUUGGAAGCGCAAUUUCAAGGGAAACAGCAUGUGGAGUGCACAUCAAUGCUGGCCCUGAAAUCGGUGUUGCCAGUACCAAGGCAUACACCUCUCAGUGCAUUACAUUGGUGUUGAUUGCAUUACAGCUCAGUGAAGGCAAUACUUCGCAUACAAACAGAAGAAAUGAGAUUAUUGAAGGGCUUAGGAACAUUAGCUCACAAAUAGACAAAGUAUUGCUGCUUAAUGAAUCUGUAAGACUGAUUGCUAACGGAAAAAUCAAAGACUGCAGGAGCCUACUGGUUAUUGGCAGGGGAUAUCAAUAUCCAACAUGCCUAGAAGGCGCACUGAAAAUCAAGGAAAUCACAUAUAUUCACUCAGAAGGCUUGGCUGCCGGUGAGCUUAAACACGGGCCGAUCGCACUUGUUGAUGAUGAGCUUGAGUUGAUAUUCAUCGCAGCAAACGAUUCAAAUUAUGAUAAGGCUAGAAAUGCAAUGGAGCAGAUUCGUGCAAGAAACGGGAAUCCAAUGGUGAUAUGCACAGAGGAUGUCGCCAGUGACUAUUCCAUGCACCAAGUGCUUGCAAUACCGAAAACUGUUGACUGUCUUCAAGGAGUGCUAGCAAUCAUCCCGUUGCAGCUGCUGUCGUAUCAUCUUGCUGUAGCAAAGGGGCAUGAUCCAGACUUUCCUAGAAGCCUGGCAAAGUCAGUGACGGUUGAAUAA
This is a messenger RNA of Ordospora pajunii, 1992 nucleotides long. RefSeq names its product SIS domain-containing protein. Gene Ontology annotation, molecular function: carbohydrate derivative binding; L-glutamine:D-fructose-6-phosphate transaminase (isomerizing) activity. Gene Ontology annotation, biological process: UDP-N-acetylglucosamine metabolic process; protein N-linked glycosylation; fructose 6-phosphate metabolic process. The record is from RefSeq and is a predicted model, not a curated record. Lineage: Eukaryota; Fungi; Microsporidia; Ordosporidae. The transcript has a single exon. Bases 1 to 1992 code for a protein of 663 amino acids.